This is a messenger RNA of Puccinia graminis f. sp. tritici CRL 75-36-700-3, 453 nucleotides long. RefSeq lists its product as uncharacterized. The coding region runs from base 1 to 453 and encodes 150 amino acids. The transcript is spliced from 2 exons. Lineage: Eukaryota; Fungi; Basidiomycota; Pucciniomycetes; Pucciniales; Pucciniaceae. The record is from RefSeq and is a predicted model, not a curated record.
AUGACUAAUUUUUGUGAAACAUCGCAAGGGCAAAAACUAUCUCAAAAUGUGCCACUCUCACCAUUCUCCAAAUCUUUGGCCUUUAGCUACCUCCUGAAUUCUAGCCACAACUGCCGAGCCGAUUCCCCGUGGACUAUGCCUUCGACUUUCAAUUUGGUCAACCUGGUAAAGCGGCACGUUCUUUUCUGGUCUCUGACUUUGGCACUGGUGUCGUCCUCGGUCACCCCAAGGCGGCCAGUCCUAACCAGAAUCCAAUCCAAACCCCCAAAGCUCAAGGUAGCGCCUCAUAGAAUGCAUGGAUUCAAGGGACUGAGUCCACGUUUUCAAAAUUCUGAAAUUUCGACUGCCACCAAUACCCACGUUCCUCGACCAGGUGAGGAAAUCGUGAAUUCGGAUUGCUGUGGCGGGAAUGCGCCAGACCACCGAGUGAGUGUAUCGUUGCAUCAACACUAG